Molecule: messenger RNA, 1698 nt
Organism: Penicillium expansum
Lineage: Eukaryota; Fungi; Ascomycota; Eurotiomycetes; Eurotiales; Aspergillaceae
Exons: 3
Coding region: 1-1698 (565 amino acids)
Source: RefSeq, a predicted model, not a curated record
AUGGGCCCCAGAACCUAUUUGACCACUGGCUUGAGGCACCUAGGCAAGCCCCGUGCUCUGGAGCCCGGCGAAACCUUUAUCGUCCGGUACAAGAAUUCCUUACGGCAAUACAAAUCCGACGUGUGGAUUGGUGUCGUCCUGCCUGAUAAAUUCGGACCAAGCCGACACAUUAAUCGCCGCCCUGUGGGUGCCCAGCCGGCUGAGGGUGCCUGGGUGACACAUCUGAAAGACCGCAUGUACUCCAUGUAUCUUCCGGGGCGCAAUAUGUACAAAUGGGUUGGUCUCCAGGAUAUUUAUAUACUCAACGAAAAGACCAUCAAUGUUCUUCGGCGCGCCGAGAGAGAGCCAGAUGCCAAGAUCUGGGACGAUCUGAUGGAAAUCAUCCGAACUGAGCCCGGGCUGGAGUUCUGGAAGAACAUGUCUCUCCAGGAACUAGGCGCCAAGGGCAAAAGAGGCAAGGAACUCCGUAUUGUCUUACCCAGUGGCCAUGAGGGCCUUGUCUCCUGCGGAGAAAGCCAUGGUGACUCCGAAUCCGAAGAGGGAGAUGAAGAUGAAGAUGAUCCUGAAGAUGAGAAUCAAGAGGCCCCAACAGAUCGCGUGGAGCCUACUACUGAUGUUACACCUAGCUCAUCUAAUCAGCAAGCAACUAUCAGGUCAUUUUCUGACCCGCGUCCUUCGCAGGGCGUUCAGUUCAGACAGACUUUGGGGUUGUUCCAAGAUACUAAUCCUGCUGCAUCUUCGUCCGAACCAAGCCCCUUUGCAGAUAGAGAAAACUCUAGCUUGGGGAUGACCUGGCAAUUCCAUCCAUGCCCCCCUCUGAUGCCUCCCACUUCUUCUCUCCCAACCUCAUCGGCAAUCAUUUCCCCACCAACUACAAUGACCCAAAACCGGGCGCUUAAGGUGGAAAAUGAUACUAGUGCUAGUGCAAGCGUUAAUGGCGCAGAUGUGGCAGCCCAGCAACCAAUUCCAGAGUUCUCAAUCUACGAUUUGACCCUCAGCCAGGCUCUGAAGCAUGUCUUCCUGAAUCAGCGUGAAGCCCCCAAGAUCACAGAUGUGUUUCUAGGCGCCGUGGCUCUCGAAAAACAGCCCGAACGGCUACAGAUUCGCGAAUACUUAGCCGAUGGGGAAUUCCCGCCUCGCCUGAUCAUACUUAAAAACUCAGGUUUCUCUCAUCCCACUCCAUUCCCAGCCCUAGAUUCCAACAAUGGCACUACCUUCCGCCUAGUUGGAGACCAAAUGGGAAUUGGUCAGAACUUCAAACUGAACGGGGUAAGCAACAGCCUCGAUCUGGAAAACGCCAUUAUCGUCCUCGGAAGAGUGUACCUCCAAGCCCGCCGUUUUGGCCUGAUGGAUUUGGUAUAUCGAAUUACAUUCAAGCUCCAGGUAGCCUGGAACUGCUACCCAGAGCUAUACCAAUCCAAGCCCCUCCUCGAGGUCGCUUCGCUUGCUUUUACCGGCCGGACCGAGUUUGAUGAGGCGGAUUGCGAUUACCUCCAAUCAUGGCUCAUUCAUUUCAUUGCCGAGGCAUCUGAUUUGCUCACAUAUAACGCCAGUGAUCAGUUCUGGUCGUUGUUGCGAGCCCAUCCAAAGCUUCAAGACAAAGUGCUCAAUCUUCGCACGCUGGCUCAUGUCCAUAACCCGGAGUUAUAUGGAAACACCCGUGCGCUUCUUGAGAGCCGCGGCCUGGGAAACCUAUGA